CAUUUUACGCUCUUCGUGCCUGCUGCCAGAGCCUGGCAACAGUAAUCGAAUUAAACAAGCCACAGCAUUUCUCGACACUAUCAACCCAUCGGCUUCUCAGAGCCCGUGGAACGUGGCUCAUCUUGUCUCAGGCCCCGAGGUCUCACAGUCACUCGCUUGGAUCUCUCACUUGCCUCGCCGCCCUCCAGCUCCAGCUCCAGCUCCCGUCCGUCGUCCCCCGUUUGGCACUCACGGCCGUUUCCCUGACUGGAUUGGACUGGCUUGUCGUCACUCGUCGGCUCCGGAGGGUCCGCCCAUCUCUCUCCAUUCCCUCUCCAAACUCUCUGAGGGAUUGACUUUUCCACGUCUGGUCGGUCUCGCAACGGACUUGUCGUCUCAUCUUGACCUGUCACGCCAGGUCAGGUCACGUCUUUCUCUGCCCGGGCCGAGAGCACAGGACGUAUUCAACCGACACACAUACGCCCGAUCACAAUGGACUCAUUUAUUCCAAUGUCCGCCGCCGCCGCCGCCGGUUGGGGUCAACCACUCGCGACAAAAUCGCCAGCGUCCCGGCGGUCAUUAGGUCAUUUUCGAUCUCUCUCCUCCAUCGCAGCGACCCCUAGCUAUCACCCUCGAACGCCUUCGCUCACUCCGGACCACACCCCGAUUAAAUCUUCCUCCUCGACACAUCUACCGAUUGUCUCACCGAACCCGCCUACAGAUUUUGGAGAUGAGAUGAGCACAAUACCUGAUCCUCGAAGUCGUGCUAUGAGCCCGGCCGAUGACAGCGGUGUCGCGACUCCCAGUCAUCACCCCGAUUUGAAUGACGAAGUCGCCACCCUCAGUAAUAAGCUCAUCAACGCCAUUAAUCACCAAACCGUCCUGGACGACUCAUUAUCCGCCGCUCGCCACGAACUUGAUGCUGCACGGGAACGAAUCCGCAUGCUUGAGACUCAAAAUGCCUCACAACGCGAAAUGUUGGCUGGUGACGUGUGGGUUCGCAAGCACACCGUUGAGGACGAAAAGAAGGUGUGGCAGGCCAAGGUUGCCGCGGAACGUCAAAAGCGACUUGACACAGAAUUGGAAAAGAAGAAGAUCGAGCAGGAGCUCGAGAAUCUUACAGCUGCAUUGUUUGAGGAAGCAAACAAGAUGGUGAUUGCUGCCAAGGAAGAGGCAAAGGCUGACCAUGAGGCUCUUCAACGCAAGAAUGACCAACUCAAGUCUCAGCUUGCCGAUACUGAGAGCAUUCUAAAAUCUCAACAGGAGCAACUCGUCGAGCUCAAGCACGUUAUGGAACAUAUGGCUUCGGAACGAGGAGAUCAUAAUAACCCCACUGCUCCCUCUUCUCCCGGCUUGACGAAACCUGAUACUCGUGACGAUCUUCGGUCUUCAACCGAGGAGCCUGCUGCUUCACUCUGGAGCGCUUCCGUCGAGCCUGCUCACCCGACCAGCUUCUCGCAUCUUCUCCAACCCGUUUUGCGAACCGAUUUGUCGUCAUAUGACGAUUUUCUUAUACUCGCACGGACUUCUCGAAAUCGCCCUGGCAGCCGCGUUUCUUCAGGUUCAGUCGGUGCUCUGAAUGCUCUGACUGGCUUUGGCCUUGGUGGUUCAAUAUCGAGCGCCCAUCCCUCCAACGCCUCAACUACCUCGCUUGGCACACCUAUUGCUGGGGCCGGAAGUGCACCUCAGUCUCCCAACACACCGGCCUCUACCGUCAGCGCUGCUUCAAAUGCAUCAGCUACCCCUCUGCCAAGCUUGAAAGAAACAAAGUUUUACAAGCGAGUUCUGGCUGAAGAUAUCGAGCCUACACUUCGUCUAGAUAUGGCUCCAGGCUUGUCAUGGCUGGCUCGUCGAUCCGUUAUCGCCGCCAUCGCUGACGGAUCUCUGGUGGUUGAGCCCGUACCAACCACUGGCAGUCUUGUGGCGCUGACAAAGCCGCAAUUUUACCCAUGUGCACUCUGCGGUGAUUCACGCAAGGACCCUCAGUAUUUACGAAACCAUCGAUUCAGAACUAGUGAGACUGAUUCUGCUCAACGGCACCCGUUGUGCAAGUACUGCCUGACUCGCGUACGGUCAACUUGUGACUUCUUGGGCUUCUUGCGUAUGGUUAAGGAUGGUCAUUGGCGAGCGGACAAUGAGGAUCAUGAGAAAGCUGCCUGGGAGGAGAGUGUACGACUCAGGGAGCAGAUGUUCUGGUCUCGCAUUGGUGGUGGUGUUAUUCCAUGCAUUCCGGCGCCCCUCUCUGUCGACAUGGAAAAGAGCCCGCGUAACAGCCAUGACGGCAGUGUAAGGUCUGACCAUCUCGAAGUUCCUGGCUUUCAAACACCACCGAUGACGAUAGAACGGACACGAAGCGAUACAACCAAGAGUGGCCCGAUCGAGGAGCCACACACACCUCCUAUGCAAACUGAUGGAGCCAGGAGUGUGCGCAGCUCCGUCCAGAGUCUCGAUGUGAAGAGCAACUCUGGCUCGGAGGAAACGAAGCGACUAUCUAUCACGAUUCCGACUACGGAUUAAGAAUCUCACGAGUCGGUGAUACCGACGCCACUGUGGACUUUGUGUAUGACUAUGUAUACUAUUUUGAGCUACAGGAUCGCAUGCAUUGUUUUGGGUUGCACCUUUU
Fusarium oxysporum Fo47 is the source of this 2602-nucleotide messenger RNA. RefSeq lists its product as uncharacterized. NCBI's taxonomy places the organism in Eukaryota, Fungi, Ascomycota, Sordariomycetes, Hypocreales, Nectriaceae. Gene Ontology annotation, cellular component: Golgi to plasma membrane transport vesicle; cell tip. Gene Ontology annotation, molecular function: guanyl-nucleotide exchange factor activity. The record is from RefSeq and is a predicted model, not a curated record. The coding region runs from base 472 to 2496 and encodes 674 amino acids. Gene Ontology annotation, biological process: exocytosis. The transcript is spliced from 2 exons.